Messenger RNA from Parascedosporium putredinis, 741 nucleotides. The record is from the annotation of a GenBank genome assembly. NCBI's taxonomy places the organism in Eukaryota, Fungi, Ascomycota, Sordariomycetes, Microascales, Microascaceae.
AUGUACCUCGUCCAGCGCGCCUUCGCCCUCCCCGGCUUCGCCCUCGACAUCGCCAAGACCGACACCUACGUCGACGCCUGGGGUAUCCCCGCGCCUUCGCCCUCUACCACCCCGAACCCUACGACCCCGCCCGGGCUGGCUCUGCAGCGCCGACGACAUCGGCGCCGACGACGAAAACCACCGCGCCAUCUCCCCGCCGAGGUCCUCGCCCAGCGCAUCGACUUCAUCUUCGACACCGCCUGCGACGUCUUCCGCCCCAUCGCCAUCGCCAACAUGGGGCCCCGCUACUUCGCCAAGGCUCUCGUCCGCGAGCUCGUCAGCCGCGACCCCGAAACCGGCCCCUGGUACCUCACCGCCGACAUCGCCUUCGUCCUCGACUUGUAUAGCCAGGCCCGCGCCCGCUACACCGCCGCUCUCCGCGCCCAGGCCGCCGAGGGCGUCUUGUCCCCCGAGCUCUACGGCCCCGUCGACACCCCCUGCACCCGCAGCGUCGACGCCUUUAUCGCCCGCUCCAGCGAGGCCGUUCAAAAGUGGCACGGGCGCGACGUCGGCUCCGGCUUCUUCGACACCGAGGACGCCAUCGCCGAGUGGAUCCCUCGCACCGUCAUGGAGGAGGACGAGGGCAUGACGAUGCUCGGCCGGCUCGCGCCUGGUGUUUCGCCUACUGAGUUUUUGACGUUUUACCACAAUGCCAAGCUCCAAGGGUUUGUUUCCAAGGCGGCUGCCGGUCCCUGGGAUUGA